Messenger RNA from Notolabrus celidotus (New Zealand spotty), 5115 nucleotides. It is a transcript of the gene cntn3a.1, whose product is annotated as contactin 3a, tandem duplicate 1. Gene Ontology annotation, molecular function: cell-cell adhesion mediator activity. Gene Ontology annotation, biological process: brain development; cell-cell adhesion. The record is from RefSeq and is a predicted model, not a curated record. The transcript has 23 exons. Bases 637 to 3726 code for a protein of 1029 amino acids. NCBI's taxonomy places the organism in Eukaryota, Metazoa, Chordata, Actinopteri, Labriformes, Labridae.
GCCGCCGUGCGCGCAGGCACUACAGUCCUCAUUCUGUGCACGAGCCGGACGCUCAGACUGAACUACGACGUCAACCACACCGGGAACACUUUCUUCUCCUAAAAUGAACCCGCACCACGGCGAAAUUUAACAACCUCCGCACAGCAGACCUUCUUAUUAGAAGCCACCGCUGCGGGUUUGGUUCACAGACUGUCUGCCUGGCGGGGGGCGCGGACAGAAUUGUCGGCGCUGCCCUAAAUGAUGUGCCGGAGACUGGAGUGUGGAGAGAGGUGGACCAGACUGCUACAAUAAACUACUCGGAGUCUGAAAACAGUGGAGAAUAUAACGGGGUGGAAGGAGUGAACAUCUGCGCCAAGUGUAUCAUCUGAAAGGACAGUUUGGGCCAUUUCUACGACAGCAAUAACAGCACUUUGAAAAGACCAACUUCACUGUUGCCGUCGACUCGAUGCUGGAAGCUGCUGGGCUGAGGCAGUGAGGAGAUGCGCGGUGUAACAUGGAUCUCCGAGAAGGGAUAAACACCAGCGAACACCGAAGGGAACGAACUCAGAAGAACGGCGAAAGUGCUGGAAAGGACAAAGCCAGGAUUCUACACACCUGUGAUUGGAUGUGAGCCUGUAUUGACCUGAGACCAUUAAAAUGGAGUUGCCAUGGAAACUUAUACUGCUGCUGUCAUUGGUGGAGUGUCUGGCAGGAAGCGGAGUCCUGCUGCGGCCCGUGUUUACCAAACAACCCGGCAGUGUGGUGUUUCCCCUUCAACCUGGCGAGAACCGCAGAGAGGUGGUGUUUAGCUGUGAGGCCCAGGGACACCCACCACCAUUCUACAGGUGGAGACUCAAUGACUCUUUCAUCAUACCCAGACCGGGGUCACGUUACUCUCUCAUGGGAGGAAACUUACACAUCAGCCAUCUGAAUAAAGAGGGAGAUGUUGGCGUCUAUCAGUGUCUGGCAUCAAACUCUUUUGGCACCAUUGUCAGCAGGGAGGCCAGUCUGCACAUUGCAUACCUGGAGAACUUCAAGACCCAGAGAAGAAGUCCAGUGAGGGUUCGUGAAGGUCAAGGAGUGGUCUUACUGUGUGGUCCACCCCAGCACUCGGGAGAACUCACCUUCACGUGGAUCUUCAAUGAGUACCCGUCAUUUGUAAUCCAGGACACGCGGCGGUUCGUGUCCCAGAAGACGGGCAACCUCUACAUCGCCAAAGUGGAACCCUCUGAUGUGGGGAACUACACUUGUGUAGUCACAAACACUGUCACCAAAAGCAGCGUUCAAGGACCACUGACUCCUCUAGUGCUGCGAGUCGAUGGUGUGAUGGGUGAAUACGAGCCAAAGAUCGAAGUGCAGUUCCCUGAAGUCGUGCCUGUCGCUAAGAGCUCAACCGUCAAACUGGAAUGCUUUGCACUCGGAAACCCAGUGCCAACUGUCAGCUGGAGAAGAGUUGAUGGAGCCUCUUUUGGCAGGAAGGUGGACAUAAAUAAAGCCAGUGGAGUUCUCGAGAUCCCUUACUUCCAGCAGGAGGAUGCGGGGAUAUAUGAAUGUGUGGCUGAAAACAGUAGAGGGAAAAACUCGGUGAAAGGAAAGCUGUCUUUCUACGCUGCACCUCACUUGACUGAGAAGCCUCAGGAUGUGCAGAAGACCAUUGAUGACACUCUUGAGUGGGAAUGCAAAUCCAGCGCAAAACCCAAACCCUCGUACCGCUGGCUGAAGAACGGUGAGCCUCUUGACCCAAUGGAGCAGGACAGAUUUCAGGUGAAUAACGGAGUGCUGACGAUCAGCAGCUUGAAUUUGGCCGACAUCGGCAUGUACCAGUGUGUGGCCGAGAACAAGCACGGGCGAAUCUUCACCAACGCUGAGCUCCGUGUCAUAGCCAUCGCUCCAGACUUUUCCCAGAACUUGUUGAAGGCCCAAACUCUGGCUCGACAGGGUGGCGAUGUCCUGAUCGAAUGCAAGCCAAAAAUGUCUCCUCGGGGUGUGAUUUCAUGGAGAAAGGGAAAAGAAGCAUUGAGAGAGAGCCACAGAGUGACUGUGUUGGAUAAUGGGAGCCUUCGGAUUUCCAAUGUUAGUAAAAUGGAUGCUGGGCUCUACACGUGUGUGGCCAGAAACCAGUUUGGAGUAGCGAGCAGUGCUGGGAGCCUUCUGGUUAAAGAGCCCACUGCGAUCACAAGUCCAGCAGGUCAUCUGGAUGUGACGGUGGGUGAGAGCAUUGUGCUGCCCUGUCAGGUAUCACAUGACGCAACGCUGGACCUCAAGUUCACUUGGUUUUUUAAUGAGCAGCUCAUCCACUUUGGAAGCCACUGGGCCUAUUUUGAAAAAGUUGGUGGGCGCUCAGCCGGUGACAUCAUGAUCCGGAACAUUCAGCUGAGACAUGCUGGGAAGUACACGUGUGCAGUCCAGACCAAGGUGGACAGCGUGUCUAUUGCUACUGAUGUGGUUGUACGAGGUCCUCCAGGCCCCCCUAUAGACUGUCAGGUGACUGAUGUGACAGAGACCACUGCCUCUGUGUCCUGGGGACCUGGGAUGGACAACCACAGCCCCAUCCUCAGCUUCACCAUCCAAGCCAGAACACCUUUCUCUCUUGGAUGGCAGGCUGUCACCACCAUUCCUGAGCAGCUUGGGGGGAAGCAGCUGUCAGCCACUGUCAUUGACUUGAGUCCCUGGGUGGAGUACGAGUUCCGAGUCCUGGCAACCAACAGCAUUGGAACAGGAGAGCCCAGCAAACCCUCCAAAAAGGCCCGCACCAAGGAAAUGCUACCCAGGGUGACUCCUGCCCGAGUGAACGGUGGAGGUGGUGGACGUUCGGAGCUGGUCAUCACUUGGGAGCCUGUUCCUGAGGAGCUGCAGAGCGGUCCGGGCUUUGGUUAUGUGGUGGCUUUCCGCCCACUUGGAGCACCGAGCUGGAUGCAGGCUGCUGUCACAUCGCCGGACGCCUCGAGAUAUGUCUUCAAGAAUGAGAGUAUCCCUCCCUUCUCCCCGUACCAGGUCAAAGUGGGGGUGUAUAACAACAAAGGAGAGGGUCCUUUUAGCCCCGUGACUACCAUCUACUCAGCAGAGGAAGAGCCUAGCAGAGCUCCAGGGAGGCUGAGGGCAAAGAGUGUAUCAGCGUCCGAGGUGGAGGUCACCUGGAAGCCACUGGCCUGGAGCAACAACCGCAGACGCAUCCUGGGCUACGAGUUGCAGUACUGGGGUGAAAGGCAGAAGCAAGACACAGCCAGUGUGAUCAGGACGGUGGGGAAUAAAACUUCAGUACUCAUCAGGGAUCUGGAGGGCAGCAGUACCUAUUACCUGUCCCUGCGGGCCUACAACAGCGCUGGAGUGGGUCCACAGAGCAUCAUAGUCAAUGUCACAACCAAGAAACCACCGCCGAGUCAAGCUCCGGACAAAAUCAUGUGGAACACUUCCAACUCCAAGGUCAUCCUGAGGUGGGACCAAGUGCAUGCUCUGGAGAACGAGUCGGAAGUCACAGGAUAUAAGGUGAUGUACAGCCAGGACAAACACAGUCGUCCCAGCGUGGUGGAGACAAACACCACCUCCUUGGAGUUGUCGCUGCCAGUCAACCAGGACUACGUCAUCCAGAUUAAACCCUUCAGUGAGGGAGGGGAAGGCAGCAGCAGUCGCCAGAUCACCAUCCCCAAGAUAGCAGGCCCCAUAGCCACGGGAGCAUCCUCUGAGUCUUCAGCAUGUCCCUUUGUCAACCUCGCAGCAUUAAUCCUCACAGCCAGGACUGUACUAUGACAAACAUCUGCAGGAACCAGGCUUUACAGCUGCUUAUUAAGAGGAAAAACAGCAGGUCACAGACAACAAUAGGCUGACUGCCACUUUCCACCUGCUCCCUUCCCUACCCUGCCGUGUCUUUACUCUUCUUUUUAAAAAAGAUCUCUCAGUGAGGAAGGUUCUUUCCCUCCACCUUUCUAAAGGAGUAAGUGAAAGAAAACUGCCUCUUUCAGACAUUGCUUUUAUGGAAAUGAAAGGAUGCGUGACUGGACUACAGUCCUUUUGAAGAUGUUUUGCUCUUUGCCUCCUUCUAACCGGGAACCGACGGAUACCCUCAUAUGGUUUUAACCUUGGAGGCCCAGUGGUGUGUGAUGCACAAUAGGAUGGAUGUGUAUAUGUUUUCUUUGUGGGGCUGUGCAGGCUCUGUGUAAUGGAUAUGUAUGUACCUCUGAACUUUUCUUGGAGCAUUUUAUCUUGAUUGGAGAUGGAGGAGACCUAAAGCCCUUACAUAGCUCAUAUUUAUGUGAGUGAAGUUAUAUUUAAGACAAGAGAUGGGUGGUGUCUUUUCCUUCCUUUGUUUGGACUGUCCUUGGAAAGCUCCCCACUCUGUCUAAGAAGAAAAAACAACUGUUACUAAUCCCUUCACCAGGGAGCUUAGCCUCAUUGCUUUAUGACAAAACCACAAUAUGGACCUUUGUAACUUUGCCUGGAUUUUAUUCAUGCUUUUAUGUUACAUCCAAACCUCAGAGUUGCCAUGAGAAUGACUGUAACCAAAGGUAUUGAGCCAGAAUGGUUCAGUUCCACCUGUUGUAUCAUUUUUGAGAGACAUGCAGCGUGUACACCCCCAGUUUGGCUUCCAUUGUAAACAGCAGGCUUGUGUUGAUUAAUUGAUGUCUUACCCUCCUCUCUCAUUCAUGUUAAGUGUGUAACAUCGGCACGCUGAGGAGCGCAGGCCACAUUGUUGCACACUGUAUGUAUGAAAUCCUCAGGUCCCAAAUGAGCCUUAAGUCUUAUGAUUAUGCUCCAUGUUGUUGUUAUUGUUCCAGAGAAGUUGUAUUUAUUUUUCUUCUCUGUUUAGCCGCAUUGUGUUUUGGCUCACUCAUUCUAUAAUUUAUGAAUAACUGACCUUACUGUAGGCUAUGUUGACAUUUUUCACUUUUGUUACAUUUUGGAUCAUAUUUGGGCAUUUUGGGCUCAGAAAAAAAACAUGCCUUUCUCCCCUGUCCUUCAUGAUGAGCAUUGUAAUACAGUACAAGUGACAGUGAUGACUGACUUCUACAAAGCAGGGAUGGUAUUUUACCCUCGGCUGCUGUUUGGCAUGAGAUCAGUCAGUGUAUGUACGAACCUACGCUGCUUAGGAUGUCUGAACGGACCAACCUGCUUUUAAUAAACAUAAUGCCAUUUUCCUUA